Messenger RNA from Nanorana parkeri, 2696 nucleotides. RefSeq names its product THAP domain containing 9 (gene THAP9). The record is from RefSeq and is a predicted model, not a curated record. The transcript is spliced from 10 exons. Lineage: Eukaryota; Metazoa; Chordata; Amphibia; Anura; Dicroglossidae.
GUUAGGGCAAGCUGCCCUCCCAGUACGCGUAGUGUGGCGGCCAUCUUUUGGUUGCAGACAGCAUCAAGAUGCCGGUAUCCUGUGCUGCCUCAGGAUGCAAAUCAAGGUAUACUCUUGAGGCAAGAGAAAAAGGAAUUACAUUUCACAGAUUUCCUAGAUGACAUCCUGCCUUACUGGAUAAAUGGUGUCGUGCUAUGAAAAGAGCUACAAGUACAGGAGAGUUAUGGAUGCCAUCCAGGUAUCAGAGGCUGUGCAGCCUGCACUUCCAACAAAGCUGCUUUGACACUACAGGGCAGACAAAGCGAUUAAGAGAUGACGUCAUACCCAGCAUUUUUAAUUUUCCAGAAGACUCACAGAUGAAACUAUUUCUUCAGAAGCCAGAAAUGCCUGAAAACCAAGCAAUACAUGUGACUGAACCCCCCAGCAUAGAUGUUCCAAGAAUUCUUGAAACUCCCACGGAAGAGCCAGAAGAAGAUAUGACACUCGGCACAGAUACAGAUGGCACAAGGAACUGUCAAGCACAGUUGCAGGAUCAUCCAUAUUUUAUUCCGGAUAUUGAAACACUAAAAAAGAAACUGCAAGCAUCGGAAGAUUCCAGAGCCCAGAAAGAAAAGGAGCUAAGAAAUGCAAAAGAUCGAGAGAAGCGGCUGCAUCAGACCUGUCGUAGCAUAUACCAAGAGCUUAGGAAGAGGAAGGUAUUGGAUGCUCAACUCCAGGAAGCUCUUCAGCCCUAUGAAGACAUUCCCCUGGAACUAUUUAAAAAGCCAGAAUCUGAGUAUUCUGCACAGCAGCGCCUCUUUUCCCUGGCUUUACACCUUAAUGACCCACUGUCAUAUAAAUAUCUGAGGAAGGAAAUCAAGCUGCCACUUCCGGGGCCUAGAAGACUUCGUAAGUGGCUAAUGUCCGACUGUGUGGGACCUGGAAUUAAUUCAUUUGUGAUUGAAGCCUUGCUAGAGAAAAAACAAUCCCAACCUCCUCUGUAUACCCGUGCAUGUGUGGUCAUGGGCACAAUACCCGUCCAACAAAAUGUUGUCUUCGAUUCGCAGAGAAAUGAGUUUGUUGGCUUUGUAAACAUGGGAGCAGAAGGAUCUGGAAGUGGAAGUCAGGAAGUUGCCAAUGAAGCUCUUGUGUUCAUGCUUGUCGGAACUGUUGGGCACUGGAAAGUUCCUGUUGCAUACUUUUUAGUCAAAUUAUUAUCUGCACAAGCCCAGAAACAACUGCUUUGUCAUACUCUGUAUGAACUAUGUGAGAAUGGCUUUGAGGUGGUCGCUGUGUGCAUGGAAAGAUGUCCACGGAAUGAAGAGAUGUGCACUCUGCUGGGCUGUACAUUGACAGACCCCUGGAACCUGAGGACACUCUUCUCUCUGCCCAAUAAUGAUUUUAAACAUUAUGUAAUGUUUGACAUGUGCGAUGAACUGAAGACCGUUACUAACAUGGUAGAAGACCUUGGUUCUUUACACGGUCCAGAUGGAACCAUUACAUGGCAGUAUAUCGCUGAAUUGAUGAAUAUGCCCCGGUGCUCCAGGAUGUUCCCUCAGCUUGCAAAAAUGCCCUUACUGGCUAAUAAGCUAAGCAAUGCCGUAGCAGAUGCAUUGAAACUGAUACAGGAACUGAAUUGUAAAGAGUUUGAUUAUUCACAAGCUACUAUCAAUUUUAUUGAGAUAAUUGGCCAAUUAUUCGAUAUCUUCAAUAGCAGCAGUUUGCGGCUCCAGGGUAACAAAGGUGCAAUCACUUAUUUCAACUUAGAGCAAAAGCUCCAGAUCCUUCAGGAGACCCGAGAAUAUUUACUGACUCUGAUGACCAGUGACAGCGAUUUCCUUUUCCAAACCUCAAGAGGAUGGUGUAUUAUUGGUCUCCUUGUGAAUAUUGGUUCUCUGUCUGUGCUGAUACCACAGCUGCUGCUAGAACAGGAAUGUGUCACCACACACAGGUUCAGCACACAUUACCUCAAGAGGUUUUUCAGUAGUUUUAGGACCAAAGGUGGAUCUGAUGUAAGCCCUACAGCAUUUGAGGUAAGGUGUGCUGUAGAAAAGCUUUUGUCACAGAGCGGACUGAUAAAUACAGAUUUGGAGACUAAAGCUAACUUUGGAGACACACAUAUAGAUCUAAGUCUCUGUGGCUAUGGCCAGAAUGUUUCCUCUCCCUUUGCAGACACCAGUAUUGAGCUGCCUGAUCACAUCUAUUCAUCUAAUGUGUUAACGAUGGCAGUUAACAAUUCUGAAAUGUACAUUGCAGGCUGGGUUGUGAGGAAAGCCUUUAGCCAGCUGUCCUGUAACAAGUGCAGAUGGGCACUUGUGACUGAGCAAUAUCCACCAGACUUCACCAAUGCGUAUCACUUACUGCAAGUUAAAGAAGGUACAGCUUGUUUUGUGCCGUCAAAUGGAACAAUCCGGACUGUGCAAAUAGUGGAGAAGGAUGUGCAUCAUAUGUUGCAUCAUGGCAACUCAAAGUCCAGCAUAUCUGUCCUCAUGCUGCAGCACCGAGCGCUACUCAUAUUGGGUUCCGAAGAUAUAUUUAAUCUCCAAGAGCACAUAGCACAUACAGAGCUGGGCAUGGAAAAUCAUCACUUUCAACUGGUGCGUUUCAUUACGUCUAUUUAUUAUGAACUAAGGAAAUCCUAUAUCGAUAAAGCAACUGUAGCAAAUGAACAAAGAAGACUUGCAAAACAAACUCUUUCUAGACCUCUACAGUUAUGA